AUGUCAAGUGACGAAUGGACUGGCGAAGAGUUUAAGAAGUCGAAAUCAAGUAAACGAAAAGAAUCAUCAAAGUCGAGGUCGAAGUCGAAGUCAAAAUCAAAUCGACGGCCUGUCGCGGAAGCGGCUAGCGGAUGGUCCAAUGACGUUGAUGGCGAAGAUGAUAGUGCCAACGGUUCCAAUAUUCCUGCUUCUCAACUUUCCAUCAUGCGACAAAAUUCUCGUCGGGGAGCGGAGGACACUCUUACCAUCGAUAUUCCGACGAUAUCCAGAGAUGAUGUUGAAGGAGAAGAUGCUAACGAUGCACCACCCCAAGAUGCAGUUACACCUAAGUUUUCUGUAAAUCAAAUCGCUUCAUUCCAAGAAAUCCAGAACGAAUUCACGCGACAACGUGCCAAUCAGCAUAUCGAUAGUAAAAUCGAUAUUGGAAUUUUGUACAACAAUCUGCAUCUACAAGAAGAACUCGACACUGAAAAUCAAUUGGUUUGGGAUUGGGACAAAGUUUUUGUUGAAAUUAGAAAAGCGAUCACAAUACCUGUGAAUAAUUCCUAA
This is a messenger RNA of Adineta ricciae, 549 nucleotides long. The record is from the annotation of a GenBank genome assembly. NCBI's taxonomy places the organism in Eukaryota, Metazoa, Rotifera, Eurotatoria, Adinetida, Adinetidae.